Ostrinia furnacalis (Asian corn borer) is the source of this 275-nucleotide messenger RNA. RefSeq names its product acyl-CoA-binding domain-containing protein 4-like. Gene Ontology annotation, biological process: fatty acid metabolic process. The record is from RefSeq and is a predicted model, not a curated record. Lineage: Eukaryota; Metazoa; Arthropoda; Insecta; Lepidoptera; Crambidae. Gene Ontology annotation, molecular function: fatty-acyl-CoA binding. Gene Ontology annotation, cellular component: cytoplasm. The transcript is spliced from 2 exons. Bases 93 to 275 code for a protein of 60 amino acids.
CGUCCUGCGGCUGAAAUGAUGAUGAUAAUGAAUUGUUUCUAACGGUUCCUCUUUCUUUGUCCCCAGGAUCGUACCAGCCCAGCAAUGAGUUGAUGCUGAGGUUCUACAGCUACUUCAAACAGGCCACGGAAGGACCAUGUGAUAAGCCAAAGCCAGGUUUCUGGGACGUUGUUAACAGAGCAAAAUGGGAGUCAUGGAACAAACUAGGAAAUAUGACCAAAGACGAAGCGAUGCAGGCAUACGUAGACGAAUUACACAAGGUAAUUGAACUGUAA